This is a messenger RNA of Dermacentor andersoni, 5185 nucleotides long. RefSeq lists its product as uncharacterized. Gene Ontology annotation, molecular function: nucleic acid binding. NCBI's taxonomy places the organism in Eukaryota, Metazoa, Arthropoda, Arachnida, Ixodida, Ixodidae. The record is from RefSeq and is a predicted model, not a curated record.
UUUGGCCGUCGGCAAUCAGCAUGGCCGUAGGUGGGACGUGCGGCUCGGCAGGGCCAGUUUAAAACAAAUUCCGGAGGGACUUUUAAUUUUAAGUUAUUAGUGGAGAUGCAUCCUUAUCAAACGAAUAAUCGAUUUCAUAACCCUGGAUUUCAUUCUUCAGACCGACGGCCACUCUAGGUCGACGAGCCUUCCAACACCGGUAUCAUCAUUCCUUACUUCGGGGGAGCGCACAGGAUUUCUCUGCUGUGAUCGCAAUUUUGCGUCCAAUUUUGUCCGAGUGGGGGGCCUCCAGCCCUCGUGUAGCAGCCUGAGGAAGCAUGCGUGAGCUGCCCGGUCCCCACCUGAGUGCCGCUGCUGCCCAGGUGAGCCACCGGCCGCAGCAGCUGGCAGCCAGAGACCUCCCCGGAAGUUGGACCACUGGGCUUGUGGAGCUGCCUACUGUGGCUGCUCUGAACUGAGGCAGCCUGGAUUCUCACAGCAGAGAAUCUAUGGCCAAGUCUGAAAUUCCAAGCAUAGUGGUCCAAACGGGGGGUUGCCCAAUGGAAGGGGGCGGGCGUGGGACCAAUGGGUCGUCCCCGCCCCCAGCCCCUCCCCCCUGCGGCCCACCACCCCCUCGUGUCCAGCCUGUGCGGCUCUCCAAGCAGCCUGAGGUGGAGAUGGCUGAGGAACAGGCAUCGGCUCCGACACCUGUCACCAUCCGGCUGGAAGUGGGCACCGAGGAGGAGGCUCCCCAGCCAGUGGACAAUACCAGCCGAGCCUCGGCACAGCGGCUAAAGGUGCUAGUGCGCAGCCACGCACUCCGAGAUGACGCUUCGCCACCUCUGGAUCUCUCGCCCGAGGCAGCCACGGCCUCGCCACAGAUGCUGUCGGUGCAGGGCCCCGCGAGUUGCAAGGCAUUGCCUGGCAACAAACCGGCCCGUUUGAGCAAGCAGGGCACCAGCAGCUCCCAGGGAAGCCUGGAGGGAUCCUCACCCAGUCUCUCAAGAGACUCUAGCACGGAGACGUACACUGACUCAACGGGUGUGGACCUGGAGCAGUUCAUAGUGGACACACUGCACAAGAACCACAAGGACCGGGUGAUGAUGCUCAAGAUCGAGCAGGACCUGCUCUCCCUCGUCAAGGACAACAAAAGGCAGUCAUUCAAGUUUGCCCAGAUGAGCUCUUACCACCGCAUGCUGGUGCACCGGGUGGCAGCAUACUUUGGCCUGGACCACAACGUGGACCAGGCUGGCACGGCUGUCAUUGUCAGCAAGACACGCAACACUCGCCUACCUGACAUCCGGUUCAAGGACCAGAUUCGUGAUGACCUGCUGUCUGAGGAGCCCAAGAAGCUGAUCCUCAAGCGGGACAGUGCCUCCUUCGAGGAUGGCAAGGAGAGCCCUGAGCGACAGUUGUCUCUGGAUUCGAGGAGGAGCAAGUCGAUCGAGGAGCGAGAGGAAGAGUAUGAGAAGGCCCGUGCACGCAUCUUCAACCAGGAUGAAGGGGUUGGGGACUCCCCCGCCAGCCGCAGUAGCCAGGAGGAGCUUCAGUGGAGCGGCGACAAUCGCCCCUGGAGCAGCACAGAUUCGGACUCGUCGGAGCGGCGCCGGCACUUGGGGGCGCGCCUCCUGCUCGCCCCCAAGGCAGCCGAGGGGGUUGCGCAGGGUGAGCCACUGGCGGGGGGCAAGUUCUACUCGGUACUGACCAAGGGCGGUGGGGUUCCGGGUGGCCCAGCUGUGACCAAGGCGAGCAGCUUUGGAGGGGUGUCCCUGCUGCAUCGGGACUCCAGCCUCACGGAAGCACGCAACGCUGCCCUCAGGGCAGUCAAGGCUGACUCGUUCAACGUGAGCUCGCUACCGACGGUGGUGCAGGCGCCACCGCUUGUGGCGACCUCACCCUCUGAGGUGCCCUCGCUUACGUCGGCUGCACCGGAGUCGACAGCAUCCACGGGGCCACAGGUCGGUGAGGAAGCAAGCUCCGUGGCUCCUGCCCAAGCACCUCAUCCACCCCCUGCCGCUGCUCCACCGGCACCUCGGCCACAGCUUUAUGUGGCACAGCUCCCAUGGGGUGCUGCACCUAGGGAAGGAGGCGCUCUGUCAUUGCCACCUGUCUGGCCAUUGGCAGGACCGUCGGUGCUGGAAGCUGCACCCUUGGCUCCAACGGGCCUGCUGCUCAACCCUCAGGCUGUUGCUGGCGUGCCGCUGAUGUCGCCAGAUAUGGCAGGCGGGCUGGUCCAAGGGGUGCGGCCUCGAGGGGGCCCUGCCCCCUUGGGCGGUGGCAGCCUGUUGUUGAGUCCCCUGGCCCCACCGCGGGGACCAGUCCCUUCCCAUCCUCACCAUCACCACCAUCACCACCACCACCACCAUCCACACCAACAGCAGCCACCGCAGCAGCUGGUGUAUUUGCCUUACGUACAACCGCCGACCAACAUGGAAGCCCGCAAGCCUGGCCUUCUGGAUACUCAGGAGCCACCAGGAUGUGAGACAGUGGCAGGCCAGCUGAGUUCGCUCACCUUGGUCGGGGCCGAGUCUGCCGAAGGUGCUGGUGGAACAAUGCACCAUCAAGGGGGCUUUCUGCUUCAGGCUCCCCUUCAGCCGGGCUUCCUAGCACUGCAUGGGCAUCCGCCGCCCACCCCGCAGCAACAGCAACAGCAGCAACAGCAGCAGCAGCAACAGCAGCAACAACAGCAGCAGCAACAACAGCAGCAGCAACAGCAGCAGCAACAUCAGCAACAGCAGCAUCAGCAUCAGCAGCAGCAUGGAGCAUCUACAGUCUCUGUCCAGGGUCCCAUUUAUUAUGUACAGCCAGCACCCCUGACAACAUGUGGGCGCAACUACGUUACCUCGGUGCCUGAAGCUCAUGCAAAUUCACAUGUGGGCCUAGCAGCGGCGAGCCCCCAGGCAGGUGCUCUGGUUGCUGGCAGCCCAGUCGGGGGGGGAUCGUAUCCUGUGUGGGGCUACUAUGCACCUCCCAUGGCUGCGGCUGGCCUGAGCAAUGGUGCGGCUGAGCCAGGGCCUCCUUCCCACACGGCCUUUCUGGGGACCUUUGCAGCACCCCUGAUGGGGCAAGGCGAGCCCUACCACCACCACCACCAACAACAACAACAUAUGCCACCACAGGCUGCUGCACCUCCUCACCACCAGCACCAGCAGCUGGUGCCCAUGUACCUGGUAGCCACCAGCCCGCCUGCUGUCCCACCCCACCAGCAGCCACCUCCACCUGCCAGCCUUCCCCUGCGGUACCUGCGGCCACAGACGCCUCCAUCCAGCACAGCGCAGGCGCAGCAGCAGCCCCUGGUGGGCUAUGCCCUCUGCUCAGCUGGACCACCCGUUGUGCCACCCCAGCACCCACUGCCGCCCAUGGUCACCGCCUUCCAGUCACUGGUGCCGUGUGUGGCGAGGCCUGCUGUGGCGAGCAAUGCAGCAGGAGCUAGCCGUGCCUCCCUGGUUGGGCCAACCUCAUUUGCUGUGGGCUUACCGGCCUGUGGCAUGGCCAAAAGCGGCACACCCUUCCUCGGCAUGGGAGCACCCACGCACCCUUCGGCGACGACACCGUAUGGGGAUGGUUCAAUGGGAGAAAGAAUGGCGUCCAGUGGAGAUGCUUCGUCUAUGGGGAGCAUGGGGAUGUCUGGAGGAGAGGAUGGACAGCAGCAGCAUCACCAGCAGCGCCAUCGUGGGGGAGCUGGCCGCAACGGGUCACGAACUCCAGCUGCUAUGAGUCAGCCCGCCUCCACUGUGGCUGCCAUGGCGGCCCUGUACCGUUCACGGGGCCUCUCUCUGCUGCCAGACGUGCGGCUGCUUGGCCACCCGCUGCAGCAACAUCACGAGGGGCCACCACCAGCCAUGCUGAGGGGAGCACUGCGGAUUGUGUCACAACCCCCACCUGCCCCAGCCACCCUGGGGCCUCGUCCACCCCGAAGUGCCCGCAGGCAGCCGCGAGCACCACCCCGUGCCCCCUCCAACCCGCCCAGCUCGGCCCCUUUGCCCACAACGUCUAGCACAACUCCUGCGACAACGUCGGUGGCAGCAGGGGGCGGCCAGGUGUUGGAAGUGCUGGGCCUGGCCGAGGGUCUCGCGCCCACCGAAGUGGAGCAGCAGCUGGAGCCCCUGUUGCGGCUCGGGGCACAGCUGAAGCGGGUUGGCACGAGCCCGUCACAGCUGCUGGCCUGCUUCGACUCUGCAGCUGCUGCCCAGGGGGCCCUCCUCAUCUCUGGCCUGCCCUUUCAGCUGCGACCUUUGCCCACAGCGGCCUCUUCUUCCUCCACCGAGCUGCUACCCCCACCACCUCCAUCCAGCUAGCGCCUCUUCGUGAUGAUAUGCUGCGAAGAAGUGCCAAGCAUGCAAAGAGCUGGGCAUGGCAGGACAUCCGACGGCCACCCGGCAGGAAACCUCGCAGUGAAUCUGUCGCGACUCUAUUGUGUGGUUCAAGGGGCUGUCCAGUAGUGGCCUCUUGUGGCAAGUUGCGUGAUUGUCUGGCAUGUAAAGUGUAAAUUUUUGCUCUUGAUCGUUUCUCGUUCUGGGUAGCACCUCUCACGGACAGUGGCUACCUGGUGUCAAGGGGAGGGCACAUGCUGUGCUGCCAAGUGCGCCUUAAGAUUAAUUGAAACAGUACAUUGACAAGUAUGGCUUCUUUGCCAGGUGAUACCGCAGCCACCAGAAGAGAUCAUUGCUACAUGGCAACUAACACACUCGAAAUACUCUUGAAGGCACCAGACAUAAAGGAGUGAAAAAAGUACUACCCAUUCCGACACACUACAAAGCAUCCCUCGAAAUGGGGAGCGCCUGGGAAAGACAUUCAGGCCACUGUGGUUGGCUCUAAACACAUCACGAGUGGAACAUCAGUGAGCCCCAGGUAUGUUUUUAAGUUAACAAACACGUGCUUGAAAGCAUGAGCGACAGUUUCAGUUGUGCUAGAAUUUGGCUUAUUUUAUGUACUAAAGACAUUGUUGGUGCAUCUGAAACAAUUUGUAGCGAUAAUUUAAGGAUGUUCAAUUCUGCCACAUUGUGCUCAUUGUGAGCAUAUGUUGGUUCUCCUAAAGCUGCCGCGAUGUGGUACUGAGUUUUUUUUUGGGGGGGUGGUCAAUGUGGUAACCGGUUCAUUCUUAUAUAAUAGCCCUGGUUUCCUUUCUGAGAAGUUGCGCACAUCUCUUAAACUGAUAAUGCGAUGCUUUCUGCACCCUCAUACAGUAAAGUUAAUGUUUUCCCAA